This is a messenger RNA of Syngnathus typhle (broad-nosed pipefish), 1186 nucleotides long. It is a transcript of the gene msrab, whose product is annotated as methionine sulfoxide reductase Ab. The transcript is spliced from 7 exons. Gene Ontology annotation, molecular function: peptide-methionine (S)-S-oxide reductase activity. The record is from RefSeq and is a predicted model, not a curated record. Gene Ontology annotation, biological process: cellular response to oxidative stress. Gene Ontology annotation, cellular component: cytoplasm. Lineage: Eukaryota; Metazoa; Chordata; Actinopteri; Syngnathiformes; Syngnathidae. The coding region runs from base 27 to 767 and encodes 246 amino acids.
UUUUGCACCGUUCUUCUCAUGUUCACAUGUUAUUGUUUGACACACGACUGAUUCGCUUUGGGGCGGCGUACGUCUCGCUACCAGCUCCACUACAUCUGUGUCCGCUGAGGCUUGAGAACAUGUCAGAUAAGACGCAGAUGCCGAGCAGGGAGUGCGCCCUCGCCGGACGACAGGAGAAAAUGGCUGUCGCAGACAAGCAUGCAGUCAACCAGAACACCACCGUGGAGCCUUUUCCUCAAGGCAUGGGCACGAUCAUGUUUGGUAUGGGUUGUUUCUGGGGUGCCGAGAGGCUUUUUUGGAGAGUUUCUGGGGUCUUCUCCACCCAGGUGGGCUUUGCCGGCGGCUUCACACCCAACCCCACCUACGAAGAAGUCUGCUCAGGUCUGACAGGACACACUGAAGUGGUGAGGGUGGUCUUUUCUCCUGAAGAAAUAAGUCUGGAGGAGCUGCUGAAACUCUUCUGGGAGAACCACGAUCCGACACAAGGUAUGAAGCAGCACGCCGACGUCGGGACUCAGUACCGUUCGGUCAUUUACACUUCCAGCGCCGUUCAGCAGGAGCUUGCUCUCAACAGCAAAGUGGCCUACCAAAAGGAGCUGGAGGCAAAGGGCAUGGGCACCAUCACGACUGAAAUCAAGGAGUUGCAGCAGUUCUACUACGCCGAGGACUACCAUCAGCAGUACCUGAAGAAAAAACCUCAAGGUUAUUGCGGCCUCAAAGGCACUGGGAUUUCCUGCCCCAUCCGAGCGGGCAAAGAUGAGGUGUAAGGAACGCUACAGAUGAUUUAAGGUUAAUUCCCUCGUGAUUGAGGUCUAGAAUGAAACUGCCAAUUCUGAACUUAGGCUGAUUUUUAUUUCCCUUUUUUGAGGUCGUAAGAUGCAUUUAAAUUUUAUUUCCUUGACAAGAAAGCUUUUUUCCUGAGAGCAGUUGACAUGCAGUAACCGCCUUACUCCACACGAUGGCGACAUAUGUUUGACAUUCACUCUUAAGAACCAGAUGGCGUGGAUAAUUGAUAUCUUAAUUGUAUUUUAAUAGAAAUGAUAUUAGUCUGUUUUCAAUAGAGCAAUAAUGUAGUCAUGAUUGAUUACUUCGUCUCGGGGAGUAGCUAUAAGACAUCACAAUAACUGAAAUACCGCCAUGGUUCACUAUUAUUAUUUACAUAAAUCAAAAUUUGCAAAUGACACAA